UAGUACAACACGAUCCUGCAUGCUUGGAGUGAUUCGCCAAAUACAAGAAGAUCUUCGCUUGUAAUUGCCUAAAUUUUACGAAGUGGUGGCAAGAUGUCCAAACUGAGCUACCAGUAUAACCCCGAUAAGAGUCAACAUGAUGGUCGAGUGUUUCAUCAACUGAGCUACCAGCAUAACCCCGAUAAGAGUCAACAUGAUGGUCGAGUGUUUCAUCAACUGCUGGACUCCAAGGCUGAGAAUAAUCCAGACACUGAAGCAAUUAUCAUGUAUGACAUGGACUUGAAUCGAUCGGCCAUGACAUUUGCUGAAUACAGGGACAGGUUGUAUCUUCCAUAUAUGGUAUUUUCUAUGGCUUUUAACCGCAUUGGAUGUAACUCCAUUUUGCUGGGAGCUGGAAGUCUUACWCGAGACAAAGUAGACCUGCUCAAGACCCUCAACUGCAAAAUGAUAGUUUACGAUCUAACAAUGAAAGAAUCUCAGAARAAACAGYUGUUUGAAGGAAUCGAACAACUAACUCAACACAAUGCUGAWAACAACAACGAAAAAACRGUUCUUGUUUCGAUGAGUCCUCUGGCUGAAGAAUUUAGCAAGAAUCAGUGUCAUUCCUACGACAGCCUUCUUGUACAUGGUCAAUCUCAAAGCCUGUCUAAGUUACAAGAAGCUCAAAAUCAAGUUCAGUUUGAUGACCCUAUUGUAGCCACUUUUACGUCAGGAAGCACAGGCAUCCCAAAAGUAGUUCAGAAUACAAUACACUCCAUUCGAAACUUUUAUGCUGCCUAUGAAGACUCUAUACAGAUUCAAUCUCCUGUAACAUACAUAGAUCGACCAUUUUCUUGGAUAAUAGGUUAUAUAAUUUGUCAGUUUGGAGCGUUCUCCAAUUCAAUACCAGUAUGGGUGCCAACUGAAAUAGCUCUCUCUGAAACAGCCAAUGAUGCAGUAUUUAAGAUCUGGGAGGAAGAAAAAUGCACCACGUGUGCUCUUAGCGUCUCUUUGAUUCACAAAAUGUACACUGAGAAGGUGCACUUAAAAUACAACCUGAGCCAUGUUAAAGUAUUUGUUCUUGGGAGUCAACGCUUCGGCUUUGAACAUUUCGCAAAAAUAUUCACCAUGUUUCCUGRUGUCCAAGUUAUGAAUACAUAUGGUUGUACCGAGUCACUUAAGAUAGCUGGAAAAGUUAUGGGUAAGGAAUGUUUAGUUGAAGGAAAGUUUGCCAAAUUGUCAAUAUCUUCUGGUGCAGAAGUAAAACUUGUGGAUGUCGAUGACAAAGUAGUUCCUAGAGRAACCGCAGGCGAAAUCUGCGCUAGAAGUUGUAGAGUAUUUCUGGAGUACUUGGGCAAUCCUGAAGCGACAAAACAGUCCAAAUCGCCAACAGGCUGGUUUCGYACUGGRGAUAUAGGAGUCAUGUAUGAUGAUGGCAAKAUCGAGGUGCUGGGAAGAAAAACUGAAAUAAUUAAACGCGCCACAGUCAAGAUUUUUCCGGCAGAAAUYGAGAAUGUUCUUUUACAACACCCAAAUGUUGCAGAGGCAGUGGUCGUAGGCAUUCCUGAUCAACAGGUUCACGAGGAGAUAUGCGCAUGCGUUGUGCUUAAAGACACAGAGGAUGGGUCACGUGACGAGAAGACGAAGCUUCAAGAGUUACAAGACUGGUGUAGGGAGCGAUGGCCACCAGGACCGGAUGGUCUUCAUUUAACACCAAAGUAUUUUCUUGCGUUGAAAACAUUUCCUUUUACGAAGACUGGUAAAGUUUUUACAAGAGAACUUAAAGCUGAAGCAAUUAAACGAGUUGGAAUGUUGAAUUAGAUGCAGGCAUUGAAAUACAAUGACCACAUAAAAUAUGAUUAUUUAGUAAU
Molecule: messenger RNA, 1850 nt
Organism: Exaiptasia diaphana
Lineage: Eukaryota; Metazoa; Cnidaria; Anthozoa; Actiniaria; Aiptasiidae
Product: acyl-CoA synthetase family member 2, mitochondrial
Exons: 3
Coding region: 94-1800 (568 amino acids)
Source: RefSeq, a predicted model, not a curated record